Molecule: messenger RNA, 3642 nt
Organism: Oxyura jamaicensis (ruddy duck)
Lineage: Eukaryota; Metazoa; Chordata; Aves; Anseriformes; Anatidae
Gene: TDRD7
Product: tudor domain containing 7
Exons: 17
Coding region: 73-3369 (1098 amino acids)
Biological process (GO): lens morphogenesis in camera-type eye; lens fiber cell differentiation; spermatogenesis
Source: RefSeq, a predicted model, not a curated record
CCCCUGCCCGACCCUGCCCGGCCCCGAGGUGGCGGCGGCGGCGGGAGCGGGGUGGAGGGGUUAUAGGUGAAGAUGCAGGAGCCUGACCUGGUCGCGAAAACGCUGCGAGCUGUUCUUCACUCCAAUAAAUAUGGCAUACCCCUGUCAGAACUUCAGAAUGAAUACAAACUGCUGACUGGCGAGUGGAUUCCCUUCAGGCACUUAGGACAUAACACUCUGGAAGGCUACCUGGAGAGCAUCCCAGGAGUGGUCAGAAUCGAAGGGAAUAAAAUGGGAGAGAUGACUUGCCAUGCUGUUGCUUGUCCCGAGACUGUGCAAAUUGCUCAACUGGUAGCCCGGCAGAGGAGUUCCAAGAAGAAGAUGGGUCGGCAAGUGAACUGCCAGAUGAGGCUGAAGAACACGUCUCCAGUCGCACUUGUAGGAAAGCCCAAAGGAACUUUGAGACAGCCCCAGUCUUUGAGCAUGCCAGAAGAAGGCGGCAAGAAGCCGGUUCCUCGCGUGCCGAGAGGCACAGGUGUGGCGUGUGGCGUGGUGAAGCCCACCAUGGAGAGUGCCCGGUCUGCCUUGCCUCCGGCCACUGGGAGCGGACCAUCCAAAGAGAUCCCGAUGCAGAGGCAUGUCACUGUGGUCAACAGGCCUGAGAAGAGACUGACUGUCCCACCACGAUUUCAAAAGGAGCUGCAAGUUCACUUGUCCAGAAAGUCUUCUGUUGAUUCAAAUGAUAACUUAAAUACAUCCAUUGUGGAAACACGUACUGCUGCCUCUGGCCGUUCUGCUCCUAAUAUUAAUGAAGUCCAAAACCGCAUUAAGGAGAUCUUGAACAAGUACAGAAAUGGUAUUUGGGUAUCGAAGAUGGCACAGAUUUACCAGGAAAUGUACUGGGACGAGCUUAACACAGCAGUGCUCCGUCAGCUUGAGCACUGGCCUCAUGUCUGCACAGUGGAGAAAGUAUGCACAGGUGAUCAUACAGAUGGGCUUCUUUAUCCUGCUAAGAGAAUAUCACCAACUGUGAAAAGUGAUACAGAGCACGAAAAGACAUCUCAGAAUGUUAGUUCUUCAAAAGUGGACCCACUGUUAAAAGCAAGUAUGGAGUCUGAGUCUGCCUCACUUAGUAGUGACUUCAAGCAAAAAGUUGUUAAUAUCCUGAAGAAGUAUUCCAGUGGUCUCUGGGCUAAUGCACUUCCCAAAUUGUACCAGGACACUUACCAAGUAAAAUUUCCAGAAGGCAUUCUAAACAAUCUGGAGUUGCUCUCAGAUAUAUGCGUUGUUGACUAUGUGUCUAAUGUCCCCAAAAAGGCCAUCCUCUAUGUUAAACCCCAGAGAUGCACUGAGGAGAAUCUGAAUGUCACUGAGAAGGUCCAGACACCCGAUAAUGUGAAGGCCACAGCUGAACAACAAUAUGAAGAAUCCAAGGAGUGGUAUCCAGAAAAAGUAACUGUUCCUCCUCUAGUUGUUCCAUCAGAAGGACCUGUGUCCGUCAUGGUGGUAGAAUUGAACAACACUAAUGAGCUUAUAAUUAGGUAUGUGGGGAAAGAUUAUUCUUAUGCCCAGGAACAAAUGGAAGAUGACAUGAGAGCAUACUAUAGUCAGAAUUGCAAAGUGUUACAAGUUCAGUCUCUGAGCGUUGGGCAACUUGUUGUUGUACACACUGAAGAAGAGGCCUGGUUGCGUGCUCGGAUAAUUUCUGUGGAAGACAAGAGAAUAAAGGUGUACUAUGUUGACCAUGGCUUCAGUGAGGUUAUUGAAAGCAACAAUGUGUACAAACUACACAAACAGUUCUGUUCGCUUCCAUUUCAAGUUGCAAAAUGUAAACUGGCAGGGCUGGAAGUCUUCUGUGAUGAUCCUGCCCUAGUAAAGGCUGUGGAAUUGCAGACAUGUUCCAAGAUACUUGCAGUGGAAAUACUGGAAAGGAGUGAUACACCUCUUUUUGUUCUCUACGACACUUCUGGAGAUGAUGACAUCAACAUUAAUGCUACUUGUCUGAAGGUCUUAUAUGACAAAUCUUUUGAACUGCACCUACAGGUAGAUGCACUAUAUACAAAUGUCAGAAUAACCAGUGUUCUCUCAGAUGGAAGUCUGUAUUGCCAACUGCCAUCUAAAGGCUUGUCUAGGCUUUCUGAAAUCUUGCAGAAGACAGAAGACUACUUCCUUCACAAGCAGGCAUCAGACUUUAAUGUAUCACUGCCUUUCUGUGGCAAAAUCUGCUUGUUACCUUGCAAAGGAAAAUGGGCACGUGUAGAGAUAACAAUCAUUCACAGUAGACGGGCACUUGGUGUGCGCUUCGUGGACACUGGAACAGUUGCAACUGUAGAAGCUUCAGACCUUAGAGAAAUCCCGUCUCAAUUCCUGAGAGAAGUAAUUGCAAUACCUCCUCAGGCUGUAAAAUGCUGCCUAGCAGAUCUGCCUCCCAACACUGGCAUGUGGACUCCAGAUGCUGUACUGUGGCUGAGAGAUAAAGUAAUGAGUAGUCCUGAAUUUAGCAUGAAGGUGGUUAAACAGGAUGUUUCAAAGGGAAUUGCACACGUUUACUUGUUUCCUCCAGAGAAUUUCUCUGACAUGGAUCAUAGCGUCAAUCGUCAGAUCGUAAAAGCAGAUUUGUGGAAGCAUCAGAAAGAUGUUUUCUUGAGCGUUACGCCCAAGGGGACCAGCUCUGCAAAAGUGACAGGUGAUACAGUUUCAGCACUGCAGUUAAAUCGGGGAAGGCUAGAGAAGAGUUCCUCUGAUUCAGCUGAGCCUGCUUUGGAGCCCAGUAGUGCAGCGUCUGCCAGUGAUAUGCCUCCACCCCUACCCUUGUCAAAGGCUGGUGGGCUCAUGGAUGUCUAUGUCUCAGUGGCAUGCCAUCCAGGUCACUUUGUUGUCCAGCCUUGGAAAGAGCUACAUAACCUGGAAGCCCUAAUGGAAGAAAUGAUCUUGUACUACAGCAUGGCUGAAGAGAGACCUGUGAACAUUGAAAAAAACAAGUUGUAUGCAGCUAAAAUUGAAAAUCAUUGGUACAGGGUGAUAAUAAAAGGAAUUCUUAGAAAUGGCUUUUUGUCCGUAUACGAGCUGGACUAUGGUAAACAUGAGCUUGUCAGCAUAGAGAAGGUGCAGCCACUCCUGGAUAAAUUCAAAAAACUACCUUUCCAAGCUAUAAGAGCUCAGCUUGCAGGAGUGAAAAGCCAGCAAUGGUCAGAAGAGGCAUCAAUAAUGUUUCGGAAUCGAGUAGAGAAGAAACCCUUGGUGGCACAGAUACAGGCAAUUAAUGAAAGCACUAACUCCUGGGAUCGAAAAAUAGUGACUUAUUUAGUGGACACGUCUCUUCCAGAUACUGAUACAUGGAUUCAUGACUUUGUGUCUCAAAGUCUUGCAGAACUUUCAAAAGCUGAUUAAUCACCACUUCUGAAAUGUAGUGGCUCAGAUUCUUUAGCAAUAAAAUAACAGGCUUUGAAGAGAAAUGUAACUUCUUACAUUGCCUUGAUGACAUGAAGGUAUAAACUUGAAAAAUGUGUGUUCAGUUAAAAAGAUUUGUUUAACAAGUUUGGGUUAUAUUGACUUCAGGUUGACUUUAUGAAAAAUUGCACUUUGUUUACCACUGAAAUGCUAGAGUUUGGGUGAAAAUACUAAAGAAAAAGUUAUUUAUCAAUAAAGCAAUGGUGACUUGUU